GUGGCAAAAACCGGCAUGAUUUUACUUGUUGGAGAAGUGACUUCUAAAGCUAUAGUGGAUCUUCAGUCUGUGGUUCGAAAUACCAUCAAGAAGAUAGGCUAUGAUGAUUCAUCAAAAGGGUUUGACUACAAGACCUGCAAUGUGCUGGUAGCUCUUGAGCCACAGUGUAUGGAGAUCUCAGAUUGUGUUUUUGAGGGCCGGGAACAGGAGGACAUCGGUGCCGGGGACCAGGGCUUAAUGUUUGGAUAUGCCACAGAUGAGACUGAAGAGUGCAUGCCGUUAACCCUCCUACUGGCUCAUAAACUCAACUUCAGGAUAAAGGAACUGUCACAAAAUGGAGAAUGUCCUUGGAUACUUCCAGAUUGUAAAUCACAGGUCACAGUGGAGUAUCGAGACAACAUGGGAGCUAUGGAGCCGCUGCGUGUCCACACUGUGGUCAUUUCAGUACAGCACUGCCCGGACAUCACCCUGGACGUAAUCAGACACAACCUAAUGGAGAAGGUGGUGAAGGUUGUAAUUCCCGCUGAAUAUUUGGAUAACAAAACCAUCUACCAUCUGCUGCCAAGUGGCAAGUUUCUCAUGGGAGGCCCACAGGGGGACGCAGGACUCACAGGACGUAAAAUUAUAGUGGACACCUAUGGAGGUUGGGGUGGCCACGGAGGCGGGGCUUUCUCUGGGAAGGACUACUCCAAAGUGGAUCGGUCCGGGGCUUAUGCUGCACGUUGGGUCGCCAAGUCUCUGGUCAAAGCCGGACUGUGCAGGAGGGCACUUGUACAGAUCUCUUAUGCGAUUGGUGUGAGUCACCCACUGUCCAUCACAGUGUUCCACUACGGCACAUCCAACAGAGAUGAAGAUGAGCUGUUGCACAUAGUUCAAAAGAACUUCGAUCUUAGACCUGGAGUCAUUGUAAAAGAGCUGGGACUGAAGAGGCCGAUUUACCAAGCCACUGCUUGCUACGGUCACUUUGGAAGAAGUGAAUUUCCCUGGGAACAAUCAAAACAACUUGUAUUUUAAUGCCAUUGCAGUCAGAUUUUUUUAUUUUGAUGUCCACGAUCUAAAAAAUAAAUAAAUUCAGAAUCUGAGUUCAGACAAAAACUAAAAUCACUGCUGUGAUUUUUAUCCUUUAUCUUUUUACAAUCAAAAAUAAUUGCGGCACAAGCAGUAAAGUAGUUGUCAAUGUUAGUUAUUUUAAUAAAAAAAGUCAAGCUGACAAACUGAAUAUAAUGUAAUAUGAAGCUUUUGAUUAUAAAUAGAGGCAUUAAAUCAUGUUAGUAUGAAAAAACUCUGUGUUCAAUGCUAAUUUGAGAUUUGUCUUCUUUUCUGAAUGAAACUUGAUAAAAGAAGUGCAAUGAAGUCAUUCAUAACACACACACUGCCAACUGUUUCCACAACAUUCUUCUUUUUAAACUUUGUCAUGGGAAAUACAGUGAACUAUGUCUGUUAGCAAAA
Messenger RNA from Austrofundulus limnaeus, 1449 nucleotides. Its product is annotated as S-adenosylmethionine synthase isoform type-1. The transcript has 7 exons. The record is from RefSeq and is a predicted model, not a curated record. Gene Ontology annotation, biological process: S-adenosylmethionine biosynthetic process. NCBI's taxonomy places the organism in Eukaryota, Metazoa, Chordata, Actinopteri, Cyprinodontiformes, Rivulidae. The coding region runs from base 16 to 1014 and encodes 332 amino acids. Gene Ontology annotation, molecular function: ATP binding; methionine adenosyltransferase activity.